GUGCACGAUCUGGCAGGGGUGGGGGCAGCUAUGUGGGCGGUGGUGCGUCCUGCCGUCUAGACAGUCCGAUCCGGGCAGGGGGCGUGUGCGCUCGGCGCACCUGCGAGAUUACAGAGCCCCGGGCCGGCACGUGUGGGGAGUAUAGACACGUUCGCUGCGCCCCGCUUCUCGCUGCCUAGGGAAAGGGAGUGGGGCGGGUAAGUGCCGCGGCCCGGCUUGUGGGGAGGGGGCGGCGGCCAUGGAGCGAGUGAACGACGCUUCCUGCGGCCCGUCGGGCUGCUACACCUACCAGGUGAGCAGACACAGCACGGAGAUGCUGCACAACCUGAACCAGCAGCGCAAAAACGGCGGGCGCUUCUGCGACGUGCUCCUGCGGGUAGGCGACGAGAGCUUCCCAGCGCACCGCGCGGUGCUGGCCGCCUGCAGCGAGUACUUUGAGUCGGUGUUCAGCGCCCAGUUGGGCGACGGCGGAGCUGCGGACGGGGGCCCCACUGACGUGGGGGGCGCGGCGGCGGCCCCGGGCGGCGGGGCUGGGGGCAGCCGGGAGCUGGAGAUGCACACCAUCAGCUCCAAGGUGUUUGGGGACAUACUGGACUUCGCCUACACCUCCCGCAUCGUGGUUCGCCUGGAGAGCUUCCCUGAGCUUAUGACCGCCGCCAAGUUUCUGCUGAUGAGGUCGGUCAUUGAGAUCUGCCAGGAAGUCAUCAAACAGUCCAAUGUGCAGAUCCUGGUGCCCCCUGCCCGGGCCGACAUCAUGCUCUUUCGUCCCCCGGGGACCUCGGACUUGGGUUUCCCUUUGGACAUGACCAACGGGGCAGCCUUAGCCGCCAACAGCAAUGGCAUCGCAGGCAGCAUGCAGCCCGAGGAGGAGGCGGCGCGGGCAGCUGGUGCAGCCAUUGCGAGCCAGGCCUCCCUGCCUGUGUUACCUGGGGUGGACCGCUUGCCCAUGGUGGCCGGACCCCUGUCCCCCCAGCUACUGACCUCACCCUUCCCCAAUGUGGCAUCCAGUGCUCCUCCCCUGACUGGCAAGCGAGGCCGGGGCCGCCCAAGGAAGGCCAACCUGCUGGACUCAAUGUUCGGGUCCCCGGGGGGCCUAAGGGAGGCAGGCAUCCUUCCGUGCGGCCUGUGUGGGAAGGUGUUCACUGAUGCCAACCGGCUCCGGCAGCACGAGGCCCAGCAUGGUGUCACCAGCCUCCAGCUGGGCUACAUCGACCUUCCUCCUCCGAGGCUGGGUGAGAACGGGCUGCCCAUCUCUGAGGACCCCGACGGCCCUCGAAAGAGGAGCCGGACCAGGAAGCAGGUGGCAUGUGAGAUCUGCGGCAAGAUCUUCCGUGACGUGUACCAUCUCAACCGGCACAAGCUUUCCCACUCGGGGGAGAAGCCCUACUCCUGCCCCGUGUGCGGGCUGCGGUUCAAGAGGAAGGACCGCAUGUCCUACCACGUGCGCUCCCACGACGGGUCCGUGGGCAAGCCGUACACCUGCCAGAGCUGCGGGAAAGGCUUCUCCAGGCCUGAUCACUUGAACGGACAUAUCAAGCAGGUGCACACUUCUGAGCGGCCUCACAAGUGUCAGACCUGCAAUGCUUCUUUCGCCACCCGAGACCGCCUGCGCUCCCACCUGGCCUGUCAUGAAGACAAGGUGCCCUGCCAGGUAUGCGGGAAGUACUUGCGGGCAGCGUACAUGGCAGACCACCUGAAGAAGCACAGCGAGGGGCCCAGCAACUUCUGCAGUAUCUGUAACCGAGAAGGCCAGAAAUGCUCGCAUCAGGAUCCGAUUGAGAGCUCCGACUCCUACGGCGACCUCUCCGACGCCAGCGACCUGAAGACGCCCGAGAAGCAGAGCACCAACGGCUCCUUCUCCUGCGACAUGGCAGUCCCCAAAAACAAAAUGGAGUCUGACGGCGAGAAGAAGUACCCCUGCCCCGAGUGCGGGAGCUUCUUCCGCUCCAAGUCCUACUUGAACAAACACAUCCAGAAGGUGCACGUCCGCGCCCUCGGGGGCCCCCUGGGGGACCUGGGCCCCGCCCUCGGCUCGCCUUUCUCUCCCCAGCAGAACAUGUCUCUCCUCGAGUCCUUCGGGUUUCAGAUCGUUCAGUCUGCGUUCGCCUCGUCUCUGGUCGACCCCGAGGUCGACCAGCAGCCCCUGGGGCCCGAGGGCAAGUGAGGCAGACAGACGCUGCGUCCCUGCGGAGACAGCCGCUGGGGACGGCUGAGAAAUGCUGUGAAUGCGGAGGGAAGUGGUGUCUUUGGGUUCUGUAGCUGAGAAGAUUUUUAUUCGUUUUUAACUAGCCCCGCUCCAGCCCUGUCACCCCCACCCCCCACCCACCCCCCAGUGGUCUUUAGAAAUAGAUUCUCAUCUGAUCCUCGGCAGAAAUAACCUAUAAGACCCGGAAUGGGAUGAGGGCAGAAAACACUACACGCGGGCCUUCUGGGCGAGGCCAGGGCUGGUUUCUCCACCAGGCGGAAGCUGGAGCCCCUGGUGCUCGUCAGUUCUCAGUGGCCCCAGUCCCACACCCACACCUGGGACCUCGGGGAGUCCGGUCCCCUGCCCCCUUUCUCAUAUCCCUCCACAGAAGCCACAGUAGGGACUCUACCCAGUUACACAGGGCUGACGCCCAACUGUUUUUAAGGAAGCUGGAAGCCCACAGCAGCGUCCCGUGGACCGUGGGGGCAGUGCCCUCUGAGAGCCCCCCUGAGCUUGACCUGUGACCUGGAGGGCCCCCACCCUUUCUCUGAGCCCUACCUGAAGGCUAGCAUUCUGCUACUAGGACAAGCUUAGCAAUUGAGGACACUCCAACCCCAAAUUCCAGGUCUUCUGUGAUUUUUUUAACCAUUCAACUUGCUGUUGGGUUUUAAUUCUCUAAUUAUUAUAUUAUUAUUAUUAUUUUUUAGGACCAGUCGUAGUGAAUUGCUACUGAAAGCUAUCCCAGGUGAUACAGAGCUCUUUGUAAACCGCAGUCACACGUUAGGGUUAGGAUUAAAACUUUGUUUAGGUGUACCAUAAUUAACUUGGCUAGUUGAUUGUUUGAAGUCUAUGGAAGAAAUAGUUUUAUGCAAAAUUUUAAAAAUGCCAGUCUGGUCAGGGCGGGCGGGGCUCUCUGUGCUGUUGGAGGGAGGGGGAGCCAGCGAGGGUGGGC
Molecule: messenger RNA, 3137 nt
Organism: Budorcas taxicolor (takin)
Lineage: Eukaryota; Metazoa; Chordata; Mammalia; Artiodactyla; Bovidae
Gene: PATZ1
Product: POZ/BTB and AT hook containing zinc finger 1
Exons: 4
Coding region: 239-2164 (641 amino acids)
Biological process (GO): negative regulation of transcription by RNA polymerase II; regulation of immune system process; regulation of cytokine production
Cellular component (GO): nucleus
Molecular function (GO): RNA polymerase II cis-regulatory region sequence-specific DNA binding; protein binding; DNA-binding transcription factor activity, RNA polymerase II-specific
Source: RefSeq, a predicted model, not a curated record